Molecule: messenger RNA, 3197 nt
Organism: Ctenocephalides felis (cat flea)
Lineage: Eukaryota; Metazoa; Arthropoda; Insecta; Siphonaptera; Pulicidae
Product: kinesin-like protein Klp10A
Exons: 16
Coding region: 439-2805 (788 amino acids)
Biological process (GO): microtubule-based movement
Molecular function (GO): microtubule motor activity; ATP binding; microtubule binding
Source: RefSeq, a predicted model, not a curated record
UUUGUGCAAUGUGUUGUGUCAAUUCGGUUAUGAAUUUUAUUUCGGAGUGCGAUUGUGCGAUGCGAUUUAAAUCUAUCCCACGUUUUCAGUUGCACUCAUUUUAAUUCCAUUCCAAUCCAUCAUUUCCUCUGUCCUUUCCACUUUGAAUUUGUCGUGUAUGUGAAAAAUAUUGUGUAAAAGCGUUGAACGCUAUCUGACUCAUGGCGUUUUCACUCUAACCUUUAACUGUCAAAAUAAAAAAUCUGAAAUUUUUGCACAAAUCGGGCCAAUCCUGGAGUCGGAAUUUGUCUGUCGGGUGCUGUCGGGCCCGGAGCACCCGUUUUUAUAACUAGUUAAAUUUUAUUUAUUUUUUUAACCUGCGUGUGUAGUGGAAUCCUAGUGAUAGUUUUUUGAUGCCAGAGAACUUUUGUGGGCGGACGACCGAGCUAUUCAACGAAAAUGGAUUCGGGUGCAUGUCUCAUCGAGUCCGGAUUAAAUGUGAACAUCAAAAGAACGGACGGUCGCGUCCAUUCCGCCCUCGUCUCAGGUGUGAACUAUGAGCAGAGGACCGUGACCGUGGAAUGGUUCGAGAAGGGCGAGACCAAGGGCAAGGAGGUCGAAAUAGACGUCAUCCUAUCCCUUAAUCCGGAGCUGCAGCCGCAGAAGGACAACAGGCAGCAGCAGCAGCAGCAGCACCAUCUGCCGCCACCAGAUACCAACAGAAUACUGCGGAAUCCUACACGACAGAGCAUACCAGUUCCUAAUAAAGGUAAUGCAAUAAAGCGCGAGACCCACCGGGCUCGGCCGACGAACAUUAUGCCGCCGCCCUCGAGCAACGGCUUGGGGGCGGGCAGCAAGACUGGAGCAGGAGGCGCAGGCGGUGGCCCCCUUUCGCACAACAAUCACCAUGCGAACAACGUGCAGAAUUCGAAGCAGGCCGAGCUGGAGCAGCUCAGCGAGAACAUGCCGCCUCCACAUCAUAAUAGACAGUUGCCUGCUCGAAGUCAAACUUCUUCAAACGUGCCACAACAAAUCGCCAACAACAUUGGAGGAUCUAGUAAUGCCUCAAGAAGAUCAAAUGUGGUAAAAGAAGUGGAAAAGUUGAAGGAAAACCGUGAAAAGAGGCGCCAAAGGCAAGCCGAACUUAAAGAAGAAAAGGAGGCGCUCAUGAACAUGGAUCCAGGAAAUCCCAACUGGGAAUUCAGUGCGAUGAUAAAACAUUACCAAAACACGAUAGCGUUCAGGCCCUUGAGGGAUUCUGAUCCAGUCGAAGACCACCAGAUCACAGUUUGUGUUCGAAAGAGGCCCCUCAAUAGAAAGGAGACGAAUAAGAAGGAAAUAGAUGUGAUAAGUGUGCCUAGUAAAGAUCAGAUGAUUGUGCAUGAACCCAAAAGCAAAGUCGACUUGACGAAAUUUCUUGAAAAUCAACACUUUCGAUUCGAUUAUGCAUUCGACGAAUCUUGCAGCAAUGAAAUUGUAUACAAAUACACCGCAAAGCCUUUAGUUAAAACAAUAUUCGAAGGUGGUAUGGCCACAUGUUUUGCUUAUGGACAAACCGGAUCAGGAAAGACUCACACGAUGGGUGGUGAUUUCAAUGGUCGUACCCAGGACUGCAAAAAAGGUAUCUAUGCGAUGGCAGCUAAGGAUGUCUUUAAGACUCUCAGAUCGCCCAAAUAUAGACCCCUUGGUUUAAUUGUCAGUGCCUCGUUCUUUGAGAUAUACAGUGGUAAAGUUUUUGAUUUGCUCAACGACAAGGCAAAGUUACGAGUGCUGGAAGAUGGAAAACAACAGGUUCAAAUUGUUGGUUUGACCGAAAAGAUUGUUGAAGAUUGCGAUGAAGUAUUGAAGUUGAUUCAGCACGGAAACAAUGCCAGGACAUCAGGACAGACCUCAGCAAACACAAACUCAUCCAGGUCGCAUGCAGUAUUCCAGAUCAUUGUGAGGUCGCCUGGUUUGAAUCGAAUCCACGGCAAAUUUUCAUUGAUUGAUUUGGCUGGUAACGAACGAGGUGCUGACACUUCUUCUGCAAACCGACAAACUAGAAUGGAAGGUGCAGAGAUUAACAAGUCUUUGUUGGCACUCAAAGAGUGCAUCCGAGCCUUGGGCAAACGGGGGGCUCAUCUGCCUUUCCGGGCGAGUAAGCUCACACAAGUGCUGAGAGACUCCUUCAUCGGAGACAAAUCAAGGACUUGCAUGAUUGCUAUGAUCUCUCCGGGAAUGAGUUCCUGCGAGCACUCACUGAAUACUUUGAGGUAUGCUGAUCGAGUGAAGGAACUUGCUGCUUCGGAUCCAACUGGCAUGUCUAGAAACUCACCCACUAAUAAUAAAGGUAAAGGAUCACGCAUGGCAAUUGAUGGUGAAGAUGAAGAAGCUAACGGCGAUGAAGGUAAUGAUGCUAUGGAAGACGACCAGCUUCGAGAUGAAGACUAUGCGUUGAUGAUGAAUCAAGGUGGAUCAAGCGAUUUGGCUCAAUUGCGUUCAUUAAAUGAAGGUGAUAUGUCAGCCGAUAUGCUGUCUUUCCACGAGGCAGUUGCUGGAGUGCAGAGGGCCGAAGAGGAAUUGCUCGAUGACCAUCGUGCUCUGAAUGAACGUCUGCUCGAGUUCCAUGCACUCAGUGCUGAUCUGUAUGCUGUUGCCAACAGGGACGUGGACUACGACCAAGAUGCUUACGCGCUGCGCUUCGAGGCCCUCCUGAGCGAAUUGGCCGGCUCAAUCGGCCACAGCCGGGCACUGCUGGCCGACUUCCGGGCCAAACUGAGGGCCGAGGAAGUGAUGUCCGCCAUGAUGGCGAACGCCGUCCACCAGAGGCGCGGCGGCGGCGCCUAAUUACUCGGGGGGCGCCACCUCCGAUAACCCAUAGAGAUAGAUUUGUUCGCUGUGCGAUGGACAUUGAUUUUUGAUUGAUUUGAUUGAUUUCGGGGGGCGUUAUUAUUCUGUUCGUGUGUGUCACAUGCAUGGAAACGCGCAUAUGUUUAUAUAUUACUAUUAGAUACUAGUGCGAUACUUACAUACGUUAAUGUUUAUAAUUAUUUUUAUAAUUACUCAUUUGAAAAUAUUGAUUAUUUAUUGUUAUUGCUUAACUUAUUUUUUUCUGCGCUCAUACUCUGUAAUUAAAUUUGUGAACUUUUUAUAUAUGUGCCUAUAUGUUUUCAUGAAUACAUUCAUAUAAAUAUAUGUAUUUGUUAUGUAUAUAUUUAUAUAUAUGUUAUAGGCGCCUC